CCUCCCCACGCAUGCGCAGAAGCCUUUCGCAGCCUUCUCUGCGCCUGCGCACUAGAGACGGCCUGCCAUUUUUUUUUUGAAGGCAUAGCGGGGGACCUCCGUCGCUAUCCAGAGUUUUUGAAACACACGCGAGAGGGGAAUGGCAGCAGCAGAGACCCAGAGCGGCGAGGCGGCCGCGGUUCCGGAGGGCCUGGGCUCCAAUACGAGGCGUCUGGCCGAGCUCCGCGUGAUUGACCUGCGGGCCGAGCUCAAGCGCCGCAGCCUGGAUACUGGCGGCAACAAGAGCGUCCUCCUCGAGCGUCUCCGGAAGGCUAUUGAGGAAGAAGGAGGUGAUCCUGAUGUGAUCCCAGUGGUGCCGGAAACAGCCUCCAAAAAGACCCCCAAGAGAAGUAGUAAAGGACGGAGGACGGAGGAAGAAGGGACUGAAGACAAUGGGCUGGAAGAUGAGCCUGGAGAGGGGCAGGAGGAUAAUGAAACGAGUGUGGAUAAUUUUCAGGAUAUUGACAUGAUGGAGAUUAGUGUGUUAGAUGAAGCUGACAUAGAUAACAGCACUGGCAUAGAUUGCCAGGAGAAGGAGGCGGCAAGCAGUGCUGAGAGUAGACAUGGCUCCCCCUUUGCUAGGAAAGACAAUGUUGGCGCAGAAAAGACAGACAUUCCAGAGCAGCAGGCAGGAAGCCCUGUAGGUCCCAAGGUGUCGCCUCCUCCACUCAUGUCUGAGAUUAAAGAAGAAUCUAGAAAAAUACCACUAACCAUGGCAGAGGACGAAGAUGUCAGUGGCCCCUUCGAUCUGCCACCCUCUGACUUUGAAAACAUGCAGGAGCUUGACGAAUUUUCCUUGGAAACAGAAAAUGAGAAAAUGCUCGACAUUUUGGGUGACACUUGUAAAUCUGAGCCCCUUAACGAAGACCCUCCGGAAGCGGAGCAGGAAGCGCAUGAGCCGUUGCCGGUGGGCCAAGAGGAAGAGGAAGAGGCGCUUGGCGGCACCACCGCUCGGCCGGACGAAGAGCGUUUAGAUUCGGAGGGCAAGGAAAAGAAAGAGGAAAAUCAAGAAGAGGAGGAAGAGGAAAGCAAGGCCUUAGUGGUAGCGAAAGGGGAGCUGAGUGGAGAGAGUGUUAAGGAAGCCACAGUGGACUCUGACUCUUUAGCCUUAGCGAGCAGGAGUGAAGGAGGAGGAGAAGGAGGAGGAGGAGGAGAUGAGAGUAGCAGAGGAGCCCAAACUUUGGAAGCCCGUAGUGAGGAAACCGCGGAGGAGGAGGAGAAGGAGACGGAGGCAAGGCCCCAAGGGGGGAGCCCCGAGGAGGCCGCGAAGACGGAAGCCCAGGCUCAGGGUCAGGAGGAGGAACAGGAGCAGGAGGAACAGGAGGAAGAGUCCUCUGCCACUAAAGAGCCCUCUGCCCAAGAGGGGGGUGAUCUGAACAUGAGCUCCAAUGAGGAUACAGAAGUUAAAAGCACUUCAAAGGAUGAGAAGGGCCGCCUCAGCAGCAGCUCUGGCCGAAAUCUCUGGGUCAGUGGCCUUUCAUCUUCAACCAGAGCUACUGACCUGAAAAACCUCUUCAGCAAGUAUGGAAAAGUGGUGGGCGCCAAAGUGGUGACCAAUGCCCGCAGCCCUGGCGCCCGGUGCUACGGCUUUGUGACCAUGUCCUCCUCAGAGGAAGCUACCAAAUGCAUCGCCCAUUUGCAUAGGACAGAGCUGCAUGGGAAGAUGAUCUCUGUGGAAAAAGCCAAAAACGAACCAGCGGGGAAAAAGGGGUCCUCUGACAGAAAGGAAGUGGAAACAAAGAAGGACAGGGACCGGCGCCAUUCGACGGAUUCAAGAUCUGAAAGGUCGCAUAGCAAUAAAAAAGAAGAGAAAGCAAACAAAAAGGAUGAUUCCAAAGAGGAAGACGCUGGCAGCGAGGCGAAAGAAGCAAAAGAAGGGGAGAAAACGGAGGAGGAACAGAAAGCGGGGUCCUCUGGCCGUGCACGUUCUGUCAAAUCAGGAAGCCGAGGGAUUGAACGGACGGUGGUCAUGGAUACAUCCAAAGGGGAGCCAGUGAUCAGUGUCAAAACGACCUCCACGUCGAAAGAGAGAAGCACAAAGAGCCCGGACUGCAAGUCAGAGAGCAAAGAGAAGCAGGACAUCUUGUCAUUCGAUAAAAUCAAGGAGCAGCGGGAAAUGGAGCGGGAGAGGCAGCGUGAGCGAGAGAUCCGAGAGUCUGAGCGCCGAAUGAAGUGGGAGCGCUUUGGGCAGCAGCAGCGGACCCAUGCAGUGCUCAGGUUGGAUGAGCGGCAGCGGCUGAAACGGGAGUGGGAUCGGCUCCACUUCCAGCGCCAGCGGCUGGAGCGGGAGCGGAUGGAGCGGGCACGGCUGGAGCGGGAGCGCAUGCACAUUGAGCAGGAGCGCAGGCGGGAGCAGGAGCGCAUCCAAAGGGAGCGGGAUGAGCUGCGGCGCCAGCAGGAGCAUCUGCGCUACGAACAGGAGCGCCGCUCGACCCUGCGGCGGCCCUAUGACUCGGAUGGCAGGCGUGAUGAUUUCUAUUGGCCGGAGGCCAAGCGGAUGGCCUUGGAUUACCGGUACCAUUCAGACUUUGCCCGUCAGGACCGUUUCCAUAGUUUUGAUCACCGAGAGCGCAGCCGGUACCAGGACCAUCAUCCAGCAGACAGGAGAGAAAGCUCAAGGACACUGCCAGAUCGAGAUACGCAGCACCACCCAGAGCGCCAUUCACGGGACUCCCGGGACAGUUGGGGCGGAUACGAGAGGAGGCUGAGCAAAGGGCAGGGCUUGCCCCCGGCCUCCCGCGACGGCCGAGACUGGGCCGACCACGGCCGCAAGAUGGAGGUGCACCAGGAGCGUUCCUGGGCGGGUGGCGUGGAUGAAAGGUGGCAAGGGGCCGAGCGGAGUGUUCCUGACCAGCCUGUGCCCAGCCAUGUCCUAGACCGGGGAGGGAUUCCAGGGCGUGGAGGUUUCGCGCAAAGUGACACCUCGAAUGCAGUGGUGCAAGAAGCUGGCUUUGCCGAUCCGGACCGAACGAGCCGACCUGGCGACCCUCGCUUCACCCGACAUUAUUGAAAGCCUUUGGCCAUUGCUUCGGAGUCUCGGCGUCAAAAGAGAAGGCAACCACAGCAUCUUCCUCUCAUAGCUUGCAUCCGACAACAUGAACGGCGUGCCUAUAUGUGUGUCCCACCCCCUCCUUAUGUUCUGUUUUGGAUAUAUCACUCUGCUUGUUUCGGAAGAAGCAUUCCAUUAUUUUUCCAUAAAUAAUAAUAAUAAAAAUUCUUACAAUGUUA
Anolis sagrei ordinatus is the source of this 3267-nucleotide messenger RNA. RefSeq names its product scaffold attachment factor B2-like. The record is from RefSeq and is a predicted model, not a curated record. Gene Ontology annotation, molecular function: RNA binding; sequence-specific DNA binding. Lineage: Eukaryota; Metazoa; Chordata; Lepidosauria; Squamata; Anolidae. Gene Ontology annotation, cellular component: nucleus. Gene Ontology annotation, biological process: regulation of mRNA processing; regulation of transcription by RNA polymerase II.